Fundulus heteroclitus (mummichog) is the source of this 4924-nucleotide messenger RNA. Its product is annotated as monoacylglycerol lipase ABHD2. Gene Ontology annotation, molecular function: acetylesterase activity; monoacylglycerol lipase activity. Gene Ontology annotation, biological process: sperm capacitation; steroid hormone receptor signaling pathway; medium-chain fatty acid catabolic process. The coding region runs from base 359 to 1654 and encodes 431 amino acids. Gene Ontology annotation, cellular component: sperm plasma membrane; sperm flagellum. The record is from RefSeq and is a predicted model, not a curated record. The transcript is spliced from 11 exons. NCBI's taxonomy places the organism in Eukaryota, Metazoa, Chordata, Actinopteri, Cyprinodontiformes, Fundulidae.
AUGAGCAGAUUGUUCUAGGAAGUGGGCUGUCAGAAGCUGUGGCGUACACACUACUUCAGCGUCUGGGUCUAGCCCUGCUUUUGUUUGACCUUUUUCCCCCUUUCCUUUCACUCCCACAGGGCACGGUGCGCAUCAGACUGCUAUGCUUCAAAGACAACAUGAGCAUAUAGAAAGGCCGCUACCGUUUGACGAGCCUCUCGCCAUAAGCAGCGAGGACUUAGCCCACAUUUCCCCCAGCAGAGGUUUGACUGCAUCACUGUGAGUUGAAAGAGACGCCACUUUUUCACCUCUUCAUUUUUCUUUUUUGACUUUCGAGUCAAAUUUCAUUGGAGGCAAGUUUGAGCAUAACUCGUCAAUCAUGAGCGCCCACGAGUCGAACCUCCACACCAUCUCCCCUGAGAUGCCGGCCAUGUUUGACGGCGUGAAGCUGGCGGCCGUCGCCACGGUGCUCUACAUCAUCGUCCGCUGCUUGAACCUGAAGAGUCCCACCGCACCGCCGGACCUCAUCUACCAGGACACGGCCCUCAACCGCUUCCUGCUCAAGUCCUGCUCUCAGAUGACCAAAGAGUACAUCCCCCCAUUGCUGUGGGGUAAGAGCGGUCACCUGCAAACGGCACUGUACGGUAAACUGGGUCGGGUGAGCUCGCCUCAUCCCAGUGGGAUCAGGAAGUAUUUGCCCAUGCAGGAUGGAGCCACUGCAACAUUUGACCUCUUUGAGCCCCUGGGGGACCAUCAAACAGGAGACGACAUCACCAUGGUGAUAUGCCCCGGCAUCGGUAACCAUAGCGAGAAGCACUACAUCCGGACCUUCGUGGACUACGCCCAGAAGGAGGGAUACAGGUGUGCCGUGCUGAACCACCUGGGCGCUCUUCCCAACAUCGAGCUCACAUCUCCGCGCAUGUUCACUUACGGAUGCACCUGGGAGUUUGCAGCGAUGGUCGGCUACAUUAAGAGGGCGUACCCUAAGACCCAGCUGAUCGUCGUGGGCUUCAGUCUGGGGGGGAACAUCGUUUGCAAGUUCCUGGGCGAGAACAGAGUGAACCAGGAGCGGGUGCUGUGCUGUGUGAGCGUCUGUCAGGGCUACAGCGCUCUCAGGGCUCAGGAAACGUUCCUACAGUGGGAUCAGUUCAGACGCUUCUAUAAUUUUCUCAUGGCAGACAACAUGAAGAAAAUCAUCCUCUCACACAGGCACAGUCUGUUUGGAGAAAACCCGCUGAAAAAGGUGGACGCAGAUCUCAAUCGGCUGUACAUAGCAACGUCCCUCAUGCAGAUCGACGACAACAUCAUGAGGAAAUUCCACGGCCACAGCUCUCUCAAAGAGUACUAUGAGAAGGAGAGCUGCGUACAUUAUAUCCACAAUGUGGAUGUGCCACUGCUGCUGGUAAACGCUGCAGACGACCCUCUGGUUCAUGACUCGCUGCUCGCCAUCCCUCGCACAUUAGCAGCAAAGAAGCCCAACGUGAUCUUCGCCCUGACUCUUCACGGAGGCCACCUGGGCUUCUUCGAGGGCGACGUGCUCUUCCCCCAGCCCCUCACCUGGAUGGACAAGGUGAUCGUGGGUUACGCCAACGCCAUGUGCCAGUGGGAGAAGCAGAAACCGCCCUGCCAAAGCGGCCUCCUCACCGGAAGCUCCUGCAUAGAGGCGAAAGCCUGAAACCUGCGUAUCGUUCUCAUUCCUUCUCUCCGUUUAAAUAUCUCACACACUUUCCAGCACCACGGUCCCAACAGGGCACUGAGGAGACACUUUCAGCUACUCUCUGUCUCUGCCUUCUCCUCCGGUGCUACACACCACUUCCAAAACACACACAUGCCUUUUACUCCCAUUUGUAACCACCAUCACCUGUUAAGGUGCGGACAGCAGAAUAGAAACUAACUGCCUUCACUUCAGAGAUGGAGCAUUGUGUCGUUCUUCAUCCAAAACAGCGGCGACGCUCGGUUUAAUGGUGCAUAGACCAAAUGUGACAUAAGAUAAAGUUGAGCUGACUUUAGUUGGGGGGCGGCGGCGGGGGGAGGGUUGCCAGUAUGACUUUAUACCCGUGAGAAACAAGCACACAAGAAGUCGGUGCCUAUUUACUGCACCCAUAAGAAGCUCACUGCUUAUCACCGCCAAGCCCAUAGAGCCUAGUCUGCUGUAUUUGUAGUGCGUCUGUCUGUGUGUCUAACUGGGAGAUGCUGAGAGUACAUCUGUGUGUGUCUGUGUCUUUGUUUUAAGCAAUUUCUCCUUUCGUGGGCUCUUGUUUUCCUGGAUGAACUUUUGCUUUGUUUUACAGUAGAAAUUUAAAGCGUUCCCCUCCCCUGGGAUUUUUAUUCUGCAUUAUUCGCAGCUCAUAACGACCUCCUGAUUGGUUAGAUAUGUUUCAAGUCUGACGUUUUUUUGCGGGCUUGGGUUUCUCUGUGGGAGCUAACCACAGAUCAGAUAAUGCCCACAUUCCCUCAUGCACAUUCAAUCACUUUGAUUCAGGGCACUUUACACCCCGUCUGCAACAAUGUUAGUGCAAGUGCUGCGUUCAGUAACGGUUCGGCAGUCUGUGGACAAACAUGAAAAGUUAAAGGGAGCGGGGGACGACGCCAGGAGGUUACGUGACCCCCGAAAUGUCUUUGAGCCCUCUUACUUUCUCCUACCUUUGAUCAGCUGCAGGUUCAGCUAAGCGGUCUGACUUAUUCCUCCGAUUAAGACCAAAACAGCCCACAGAGGCCAACGCUCGCUACUGGUGCAAACAUCGAAUCCGCCAGCGGGGAGUUCUGUGGUUUAGAAACGUAGACGCGGUCCCAUGCGGUUCUGCCGAAGGGGAAAUUUUAAAAUAAGCCAAAGUUGUUUUUCUUCUUCUGUGAGCUGUGAGGUUCGAUGAGUAGGAGGGCUAGAGAUACCAAAGCUGAACCAAACCUUUUUGUUUUAGUUCGUCACAUACAUGUGGUUGUCCUGUACGCAUAUUUUAAAUGGAGGAUGCUGUAUGUCUUCUAUUUUUGUUCGUUUUCUGUCAGCCAAUGUAUUUAAGAGCUUGUUGUAUUUAUUUUAUCCCCCCCCCCUCCACCGACCUGAGUGUUUAAAGUGUUGGAAGCGCUGCAGGAUGAUGUCAAAAUCAAGCUGUAAUGCUGGGACUUGUUGACCCGUCGGAAACGGAAACUGUUAAAAAGUUAAAGCAAAGCUUGCUCCAAGGGCUUACAGGAAGCUCCUACCGAGGCUUCGAUCCAGACAAGAAACCUCUGGAUGAGAGGCUGCUGCAGCACACUGUGAUGAUGAGACACAUGGGUGGUUUGAAAUAAAGAAGCGACUGACAACAGUGCCUUUUGUUAGGCUAUACAAGCCAGUGUUUAUGCUGCAAUACCUGGGUGGUAGUAUUUGUGUUAAUGUUCACGCUGUAGGAGAUCAGAAAAACGGCGCAUGCCAAACUACAUUUACUCCUGAGGACUAAUUGAGCAGCUCAAAUAGUACGUUUUUAUUUUUAUUUUUUUUAUUGACUGUAGACAUAGUGGCCUUAGUUUGAAAUAGUUUUUAUGAUCUUGACUUAAAUCCGCUGCCAGGAUCGUUUUGUAAGCUUUAGACGUCUGUUCAGAACAGAUACUAUGUAUUCCAGGUAUGAAUCUCAUCGCGAUGAGAACUGGAACCAGCUUUCUCUCAGGGCUUCUGCCAACGCUGAACACCAUCUUUAUGCUUUCUCCUCGCGUGUUGUUCACUGUGAGGGGAAACUGUAAGAGAACUUGAUCAGAACCAGAAAGUAUUAAACAACAACAACAACAUUGUUGCUCUUUCUAGAGUGCUCGUUCUUUGCCUCUAAUGGCACUGUUGCCAUCUGCUGUCUGGGAGAUUUAACUACAACUCCCAGACUUCCAAAGCAAUCGUCUUCUCAUCCACCCACAGUCUCGUUGCAUGGUUCCACUUGUCCGCGGUUCUCGUUUCUCGCUCGACCCGACGUGGUUCUGGGUUCUUCAGGCGCCAUGAAGGAUCGUCGAUGACACCAGCACCACACCAGUUUCUGCACCAAGAGCCGUUUGGUGUGCUUUUUAAGACUUCUGCCUCUCUCCAACUUUGCACAAAACUGCAGGCUUGGAUGUAUUAUUUAGAACUUUUUGUGUGAAUCAUUUUUCUUUUUUUUUUGUAUUUCUAUUUUGUGUUUUUAUUAUUAUUAUUUGAUUGUGCAAAUGCAGCAGAGUGUGUAAACGGGAGAUUACUGUGUCAUGUUAACACCUCUGAUCAACAACAAUGGAAACUUAACAACAAAAAAGGUGAAUUAGACUGUUUUUUCUUUGGUUAUUUCAUUUUUUAAGGGACCAGGAAUAUAAACCAAUUGUGGCAAUAACUAGCCAGGGAAGAUUUUUAUUUUUAUUAUUUUGCACACUGUUGAGGUUUAAAAAGGAGGGGGGUGUAUGUUAGAUUAAACAUGUAUUUCACAUGGACAUCAUUUUCUCUGGUUGUGGAAUCUAAAAAGCUGUUUCUACUGUGCUGAUAGAAGAAUGUGGUCCUACGUGUUUAUCCCAACACCAGUGCUCCAGCAGCAGGAUUCUGUGCUCAUAUUUACUUUCUUGGAAACAUAAAUUAUCCUCAGCUGCUUUAAACAUAUAUAAAAGAUAAACACUGGGCUGGAGUGAUGGUUGCUCAUCGUUGUGUUCCCAGAAACAUUUAUGUUCUUCCUUAUUUUUCUUUUUAUAUAACAUAGACAUUCUGCCCAAAACACUUGGGUAAGAGUGUACAGUUAUCAUUAAACAGCUUUAAUUUUGUUUACUUAUAUUUUUUGGAGUAUGGUUUAAAACGUGUGGCGACGGCUUGAAGGGACCUGCACAGUCACACGACAUGAUGUACUCUAAUACUGAACACUGGAUAUUUUGUUCUUGCUUUUUUUAAAAGGAAAACCAGUGGCGUGUGUGAUCUAAUUGUGUGAGGAAACGUGGUUAUUGUGUUCUGAAAUAAAUUAUUUUCUCAAACGAA